CGCAGUCCUCAACUGAGAUCUCGCCGACUCCUUGAAGGGCCUAUAUAAGCUACACAUCAUCUCCCUCUUCCGUCUCUCUUCCGCAUCCCUGCAUCUUCUUCACCCGUGUUCUAUUAGCAUCCAGCAUUUCUUUGCAUUCUGUCUACAGCGUCGCAUCUUCGUACCCCAAAGCACUCCCGCACUCUCGUCUCUCUGCAUUCACCGCGCCUAACAUUGAUAAACUUUCUCCACGCCAAGCAUCGAAAACAACAAAUCACUCUUGCCAGCAAUACCUCUUGGCAUUGACAUAUCAACAACACUUUGCUACCCCAAUCCUCCCCUCGUUCCUUUCUGUUUCACGACCCCACACUCGCCACUUACAGCAGCCCUCGUUUAAAACAUCAAGGAACAGUCUCAAGCACGCGUCCAGCGACACCUCAAAUUCAUAUUACACAGCACACAAAUACCCUCACAAUGGGACGCAAAGCAUCAGACGGCUGGUUCUCGGUCAGCCUAGACGAGCCCUAUAUUCUCACCCCAGACCCUUCACCAUCAUCAUUAGAGCCAGUAUCCGUUCCCCAUCAGGUUCGCCUCAAUGGCGCCAUCAUCCUUCGCCUCACUAAACCAACAAAAGUAAAGUCGUUAUCUCUGACCUUCUCUGGGCAUGCAAGGACCACGUUCUUCUUUGAUUCAUCCAACAUCCCAGGUGCAAAGCCAUGUGUUUCCAUUGACAAACACCACUACGGAUGCACCCUGACCGAGCAGAAGGAGACCCUCUUGUCCUGCAUGGCCUCGGAUAUGCAUCUUCUUCCAGUAGGAACCCACAGGCUCCCGUUCUCCUUCGCCAUCAAUGAGCGUCUCCCUGCCGUAGUCUCCUCGGUCCCCAUCGCCGUACAUUACCAAGUGAUAGCCUCGCUCCAGUUGGGUUCCUUGUUGCCUUUCGUGUCGCCCCACCAUAUUAUUAAGCCUGUGAUCUUGCUCCAACGCGACGAGCUCCCUUCAGAUGACAUGUUUAGCACGACGGUCAUACGCGUCAAGUCCAAGGAUACGGAGCGUCUGUCCAGCCACAUCAGCAUCCCAUGCUCGGUCUUCCCCCAAGGUGGCAUCAUCCCGUUGACGCUGAAUCUUUCCCUCAGAGGCAACGCGACGACGGCCACCAAGGUCACAAUCGAGUUGAUAGAGUCCAUCUAUGCGCGUCCACAUGGGGCUUCCGGUCCGCAGUCUGAUAUCCUCAUCGACGAACGCUUGGUCACCAGGCAGAACUGUCCCGUCCACGACUGGCCCUCCUCUACAACGGAGGAACCAGUCUUGGUCCCCAAACGGCUCAUGUUCAAGGUCCCUCAACUGCCUCUCUCGGCUUGGUCAAAAGACGACGCCAUUGCUAUGUCGAACGUACGACCAAGCCUCGACAAGGGGUUCUGUCAUGCCUCGGGCAUGUACACGAACUCGAAUGUCAGGAUUGCACACUUUCUUCGCGUCCUUGUCCAAGUCCGCGGAUUGAGCAGUGAUGCCGGGUCGACGAUCGAACACGACUCUGGAGAGAACGAGGCUCGGGUGUGGAUCGUCGGUAACCAAGAAUACAAGGACGAUGAGAUGAACCCGCCAAGUUAUUACCGAUCCUUCUCAACCAAGCUUGUCGAGGGCGACAAGAUCCACGAGAUUGACCAGCUAGCCAUCGAGGCCCUCCAAGAUGAGCUGCCGGAGUCAGUGGUGCCACCCUGUUACGAGGACAGCUGUGUUGGAUCCUCUGCCAGAACUUCGCCCAUGCUGACCUCGUGGCCGAAUCACAGCCAAACCAGCCUGGACCAGUUCAGUUUGAUUGAGAGUCUCGGAGAGAGUGCCACUAGUGCAGUCAGUCAUGAUGCCUAUGCGCAUGAUCUUGCUGCGUACACUCAGCGAUACUCCUAUGCUAAUGCUGCAGUUCUUGCAAUAUAAUAAACCCAUCGCAUAAAAUAAAAAAAAAAUAAAAAAAAGCUUUUCACCG
Messenger RNA from Gamsiella multidivaricata, 1963 nucleotides. RefSeq lists its product as uncharacterized. Lineage: Eukaryota; Fungi; Mortierellomycota; Mortierellomycetes; Mortierellales; Mortierellaceae. The record is from RefSeq and is a predicted model, not a curated record. Gene Ontology annotation, cellular component: plasma membrane; cytoplasm; cytosol. The transcript has 2 exons. Gene Ontology annotation, molecular function: ubiquitin protein ligase binding; protein-macromolecule adaptor activity. Bases 454 to 1914 code for a protein of 486 amino acids. Gene Ontology annotation, biological process: ubiquitin-dependent endocytosis.